AUGCACAAGUGUAGCUCCAAUUUGACAGUCCCGGCGGAGGAGAUCGUGGCCGAGCUCUCGGAUAGGGUGGACCGGGUCCUGAGGAAUGUCUCGGCCAGCGCAGUGCGGAACAAGGGCUUCGCGGUGGCCGGGGAGGACGGAGUUGGAGGAGUCGCCGGGGUAUAUGCUUUGGCACGGUGUUGGAGCACGCUUGAUGCCGGCGGUUGCAGAGCCUGUUUGGAGAAUGCAACUUCGAUUGCGAGAAGCUAUGCACCUGGAGAAGAAGCGCGGGUCAUGAAUGCGGGAUGCUUCCUCCGUUACUCGACCACAAAGUUCUACAACGUCCCCAGUAGCAAGUUCUAUAUCGUCCCCGGUAGCGGAGUGCAAAAUAACCUCAUGCAAUUACGAGCGAGCAAGAGCAAGUUUAGCUUAUAUUUCAAGUACAAGACACUGGAGAAGGCCACCAACUUCUUUGAUGACUCGAGGAAGCUAGGCCAAGGGGGCGGCGGUUCCGUGUACAAGGGGAUUUUACCCGACGGGAAGGUCGUCGCGGUUAAGCGGUUGGUGUUCAACACAUGCCAAUGGGCAGAUGAAUUCUUCAAUGAGGUGAACCUGAUCAGUGGGAUCCAACACAAGAACCUCAUGAGGAUUUUGGGAUGCAGCAUCGAAGGCCCAGAAAGCCUCCUUGUCUACGAAUAUCUUCCUAAAAGAAGUCUUGAUCUAGUUCUUUUUGUCAACGAUGCGACCACCGUCAUAACUUGAGAGGAGAGGCUGCACAUCAUCAUAGGUACAGCUGAGGGCCUUGCAUAUCUUCAUGGAGGUUGUGGAGUGAAAAUCAUCCAUCGGGACAUAAAAACCAGCAACAUCCUCCUCGAUGAAAACCUCACAGCGAAAAUCUCAGAUUUUGGGCUUGCCCGAUGCAUUGCUAUGGAUAAGUCUCAUCUUAGCACAGGAAUUGCUGGCACACUUGGUUACAUGGCACCUGAAUAUUUAAUGAGGGGACAGCUAACGGAGAAAGCUGAUGUUUAUGCUUUUGGGGUGCUGGUUCUUGAAAUCUUGAGUGGUAGGAAGAAUAGUGUGUACACGGGGUCGAGCUCGGUAUUACGGUCGGUAUGGAAGCAUUACAAGUCAAAUAAUUUGGUUGCAUGCAUUGAUCCGGCCUUACAAGGUAAAUUCCCCAUCCUGGAGGUGUCGAAUGUGCUCCAAAUCAGCCUCCUAUGCACUCAAGCCUGCAUGGAAUUGCGACCGCCCAUGUCUGGAGUCGUCGAGAUGCUCCACGACAAAAACCGUGUAGUCCCCCAACCGAGCCAACCCCCGUUCGUCAACGCUAGCAUGCUGUUUGACAAAUCUAGCAGCGAAAGCUCUACAUGA
Messenger RNA from Eucalyptus grandis, 1350 nucleotides. RefSeq names its product cysteine-rich receptor-like protein kinase 1. Gene Ontology annotation, molecular function: protein kinase activity; ATP binding. NCBI's taxonomy places the organism in Eukaryota, Viridiplantae, Streptophyta, Magnoliopsida, Myrtales, Myrtaceae. Gene Ontology annotation, biological process: protein phosphorylation. The record is from RefSeq and is a predicted model, not a curated record.